AUGAUUUCGAGGCAGCCAUCCCUAAGAGUCGCGGUCCUCCGCAAUUAUGACACCCCGGCCCAAUGGGGUAAGGACAUGGUCGAGUCAUGGAGGACUUGUAUACAGGCCAUCAGACCGGGCUCCGAGAUUGAGGUCUUUCACCCCAUCACUGAUGGAGUGUUCCCCAAUGCCGAGGAGUUUGACCUCAUCAUUCUCACCGGCGGAGUUUUCAACCUGAUUUUACCUGAUUUGGACCCUUGGGUGGAGAAAACUUUAGAUUUUGUGAGGCACACUGUAGGGCUACAAUCCGGCCCUAAGAUUGCCGGAAUUUGCUGGGGUCACCAAGCGAUUUGCCGGGCUAUGGGUGGCAAGAUUGGCUGGAAUCAUGAAGGGGAUGUCGUUGGUGUCCAGCAGCUUCAAUGCACACAAGCGGGAAUGAAAUUCUUUGGUCUUGACAAAGAGGGAGUGAAAUCGAGUAAAUUGGCGCUGCACAAGUUUCACAAACGAUCUAUUGCAACGCCUUCUCCUGAUUUUACGGCCUUGGCUGAGGACCACGAAAUUCUUUUGUCCCUGGAUAAUAAGAUAAUCACGUUUCAAGGUCACCCUGAGAUGACAAACAUUGUGGCCAAGGGUAUCCUCGAUGCCGAUGAUGGAGCGUACACGGCGAAAGCAACAGAAGAAGAAGUGAAGGAAAUGUAUGCUAGAUUUGAGUUACCACAUGAUGGGCAGCAGGUUCUCCAAAGGGUUAUCAAGUGGCUAGACGAGUAA
Messenger RNA from Ilyonectria robusta, 747 nucleotides. Its product is annotated as class I glutamine amidotransferase-like protein. Gene Ontology annotation, cellular component: cytosol; nucleus. The coding region runs from base 1 to 747 and encodes 248 amino acids. The transcript has 3 exons. NCBI's taxonomy places the organism in Eukaryota, Fungi, Ascomycota, Sordariomycetes, Hypocreales, Nectriaceae. The record is from RefSeq and is a predicted model, not a curated record.